Messenger RNA from Sebastes umbrosus (honeycomb rockfish), 3220 nucleotides. It is a transcript of the gene aasdhppt, whose product is annotated as aminoadipate-semialdehyde dehydrogenase-phosphopantetheinyl transferase. The coding region runs from base 277 to 1191 and encodes 304 amino acids. Gene Ontology annotation, cellular component: cytosol. The transcript has 8 exons. NCBI's taxonomy places the organism in Eukaryota, Metazoa, Chordata, Actinopteri, Perciformes, Sebastidae. Gene Ontology annotation, molecular function: magnesium ion binding; holo-[acyl-carrier-protein] synthase activity. The record is from RefSeq and is a predicted model, not a curated record.
AACUCUCGCCGGUGCUCUUCCUGGUGUGUUCACAAAACCUCAAUGAGUAACUUUAGUUGUAGUUCUCUUUAUAUACAUCCAUGGUUUUAUUAGCAGCUUUCACUUAUGAGCUCUUUCUGCGCUGCUCAACUGCGAAAGCACCUAAAGCGUCAGAUAUAUAGUUUCCAUAGUGAUGUUGUGCUUCCUAGCAACGUGUGUUCCAUUUCACUAGCAACGUGUGUUCCAGUCUGAAGUUGUGUUUGAGUCCAGAUGAGCAGCUGGAGGUGAGGAGAUGAGAUGGGUUCAGUCCGCUGGGCUUUUCGCUGCGGGUCUUGGACACCGAGCAGGUCUGACUGGCUGUUAGCUGCUCGAUGCAUCCAGCAGGAGGAGAGAGACAGGAUCGGACAGUUUGUGUUUGCUAAAGAUGCCAAGUCAGCCAUGGCUGGCAGGUUGUUGCUGAGGAGAUUUGUGUGUGAGAGGAUGGGGAUCCCCUGGUCAGAGAUCAAACUGGAGCGAUCUCCCAGAGGGAAACCUUACCUGGCAGCACCACUGAAGGUCAGUUCAGAUUCAGAUUCAGGCCCUGAACCCCCAGCCUGGAACUUCAAUCUGUCCCACCAGGGGGACUACGCUGUGCUCGCUGCAGAGCAGGGGGUGCAGGUGGGAGUGGAUAUCAUGAAGACCACCCUACCAGGUAGCAGCUCUGUGCCGGAGUUUUUCCGCAUCAUGACUCGUCAGUUUACAGCGUACGAGUGGAGCGUCAUCCAAUCAGCCGACUCGGAGCAGCAGCAGCUCGCCGCGUUCUACCGCCACUGGGCCUUGAAGGAGAGCUUCAUCAAAGCCAUCGGCACAGGUCUGGGCUUCAACCUGCAGAGGGUGGAGUUUCACCUGUCCCCCAAACCGCUCACACAGAAAUCUGUACUGUGCCAGACCAAGAUGCAUCUAGAUGAAGAAGAAGAACAGGACUGGAUAUUUGAAGAGAGCUUGCUGGAUGCCGACCAUCAUGUUGCUGUAGCACUCGGAUCAGCAGACGAAGCAGGCUUUGCACCUCUUCGUCCAUCUCUUCCUCCUCCAACCUCAUUUACGCUGCUGACGUUCAGCGACCUCAUCGCGUCGGCCUCACCUCUGACGGAGGAAGACUCCACCUGCUGGGACAGCUUCAACAUGAAGGCUGAAGCUCCGCAGAGACAAAAAGAAACACCCACAUCCAAAUAGCCACCUGUCUCACGCUGACACUCACCUGACAUAUACACACACACACACACACACACACACACACACACACCUUUCAUUGGUGCAAAAAAAAAAACACACACACACUGAGACUGAAGCUGUUUUCUCAUUCAACACAAGUGCAGUCCAGUCCCGUCAAGUCUAUUUAUAAAACCAAAGAUCACAGGUUUGUCUCAGAGGACUUCAGAAUCCAUACAGCAUCUGACACCUUCUAUCUUUAGAUCCUCAGUUCAGAUGAAGAAAAACUCCACAAAACUCCACAAAAAAAUACUUUUAUUAACUUCCUUUCUAAUUUCAGGAUACACAUGUCGAAGAUUAUGCACUGAGCUCCUCAUUAUUGAUCCUUGUAUGCCCUCAAACAACACAUUCAUUGAAAGAAAUCUGUAAUACAUGGUGUAUAUAAUGUGUAAUAUGUAACAUGUAUAACUUACAUAUAUAUAUAUAUAUAUAGAUGAUGAUUAAUAGUCCAUAUUUACUUUAUUUUAGCUAGAUCCCUAUGUGGAUUAUAGAUGCAAGGAUCAAAUGAAGAGUUCCACUAAGUGGCAAUGUCUGUGCAUGGUGUUGGUGAAAGAAAGACUUUUCACAUCCAUAUCUGUAUUCAAGAUUGAUGUCGCUCUUCACAAAGUCAUUUUUCCUCUCAAGGCCUCUGUCUUUUAUUCUUUUCUGUCUUUUCUCCAGUAGUUUUUGUGAGUUCAAUGCAGAGCAACAUAUAAAGUAUCCAAUAUAGCUACUGCAUGUUCUGUUGUACAUUUUUGUAUCUUUUCAGUCCUGCUCUCACUCUCCCCUGUGUGCUAUAUUGGUCUGCUAGUCUCACAUGUACAGAGCUGGAUAAUAAAUAUGACUUAACAAUAUUCAGUGGUAUUUCAGUUCAUGAUCAUAUUGUGUUAUCCUUUUAAAGAAUUGUGCCAACCCAGGUAAUGAUUUCAAGCAAUCUGUGGAGCUUGAGUAGGUUGAUAUCGGAUAGACUUUUUUGUAACCAUAUUGCCCUAUAUUUGCGUGCGUGUGCGCGUGCCUGCGUGUGUGAUGCUUGUGAGUUGUGUGUCUCUACACUUCCUCUGUGUAGCUAAAUAUAUCUGCCUCUAUUCUCUUUUCCCUAUCUUGCAUUCAUUUUCUCCUUCCUUUCUUCUCCUUCUUAUCUCUUCCAUUUUGUCUCUUUCUUUCCUUUUUCUCUGUCUCUAUCUUGUCUCUCCAUCUGGUAGCGCAUCUAUUUUAAUCGAGGACAUUUAGUCGACCGUCGUGUUCUCUUGCAGUUCAUUUCUGCUCCAUCCUCCCUCUCUCGAGGACAACUCAUAGAUGUAGUGUCGGUCUGCGCGUUUAACCCUUCUUUCUGCAUCUUAUUACUUUAAUCGCAACAUAUAUUCAUAAGCCUUCUCCUCUGCACACACAGAAGGAAAUGACAAGUUAGAGGUCAAGUGGUAUGUAUGUGCAGUCGAGAAUAUGCCAGGUUUGUGACAUUACACAUUCCACCUCCCCUUCUCACCCCCGAGAUGAACAGAUACAUAAACACGCGAAAUGGCUGCUGCAGAGCAUUUGUCUUGUUACUGUAAUUAUUUGAGAAUAAUGGCUACAUAGUUGUUGGAAAGUCUUUCAUGUCUGCCUACAUCCCUAAUGAGCUCUGACAGCAGCCACCGGCUCACCUGUGCCUAGUUGCCUCUGAACAGCAGAGGUGAUCCCAAUCAGUAGACAAUCAGGACUCCUAUAAGUAGCCGGGGAGGAGAAGAACAUUUGCUGCUACCAGCCAUACCUGAUCCUCUGCCUUCAAGUGCGUUUUCGAAAGUGAGUUCUUAUAAUGUCAUGCCUUUGUGUUCACUUUAGACUGCCAAUGUGUCACUGAAUUAUUAUUAUUGUUUGUUCAAGUAUUAUCUGACUUACUUUGAUAAUUCAGAUAACUGAUUAAAUGCAUGUGUGCUGUUUUAUCUCAUGAAUCUGUUGUUUGUGUAUUUGUUAUAGAUAAACCAGUUGCUGAGGUUAAAGAUGAAACGCAUCUGAAAUGAAGUCUUUGUUGGUGGAA